CUUGUUCGUGAAAAAGUACGAAGUUUGAUCUUUCGAAGCUAGUGUACAUGUCAUUACCUGGGGAUUGCAACACAACACAUUCUAAAAGCGAUGACAUGAAUGUCAAACAAUCUUAUCCAAAAGAACUGCCUAUUAUUGGAUAGAAACUUCAUUCCCAAUAGAGAUAAUCAAGAGUCUGCAUCGUGAAAAGAGACCCGUAGAUAAUUUCCGACGCGUGAUCACUCCUGUCGCGUGCGUUCACUUUCAUCGCACUCACCGUAGCACAUUCACUUCAAUCUGAAAAUUCCUUAGGAGAAAUUUUCCAUGCGCCAUAUAAACACCCUUUCUGCUAAAGAUUCUAUCAGCUUCUGUUCAAUCUCGAUUCAAGUCACUCGCUUCUGCAAGAUCGACUCGCGAACACUCUCAAACAAGUCACUCCUUUCUACACCUCUCAUCCCACUUCCAAGAUGAGCACACUCUAUUUCUUCCUCCUUUUCUACCUCUCCUUUGUUUCCCUCACAACCGCCUCCCCCAUCACACACUCGACUAACGUAACCGUGCGUUGCCCCCCUCAAAUCCCCAUCCACGACCGCCGCGGCAUCGCCUACAAUAACGCCAACCUACUCUCCCUCUUCGCCCAACCCGACUCACACAUCACCUGGCGCUACAACUGGGACUCAUCGAAUGCAUCAUCCCCAACCACUUUCGACUUCACCCCCAUGCUGCACACUGUACGCUCCGACCACACAAAGGUCUGGAAGACCAACGCCAAAGCCGUAGUCAAGAAGAACUGGGAAAAGGGUCGAGCAACGUGGAUGUUGGGCUUUAAUAUGCCGGACAAUUGCAUACCCAACACAGGCGGUUCCUGCAUCGACGUCGCAACUACCGUUGCACCACUUGCUGCGUCCAAUCGCAAUGUGUAUCUGGGUUCUCCAGCUGUUACGAAUGCGCAGGCGACAGAUACUGCGGGGUUGGGGUGGUUAGCGUGGUUUCUGCACGAGUGUGGUGGGUGUAGUGUUGAUUUUGAAGAUUCACUGAUUACAGAGUUCAAGCCUAAGGGGACGGUGGAGCAGAUUCGCCAGUUCCUGGAGGAGGUGAUGCCUUGGAUGGACGAGAGUCCGGAUGUGCAUCGGUAUGCGUAUUUCAUGGCUAUGCCGGGGGAGGGAUUCUUGAUUGAUGGGAGUGGUGGGGCGUUGAAUGAAAUUAGGAGGACGUUUGCUUUCUUCCAUCGGCACUGA
Molecule: messenger RNA, 1217 nt
Organism: Bipolaris sorokiniana ND90Pr
Lineage: Eukaryota; Fungi; Ascomycota; Dothideomycetes; Pleosporales; Pleosporaceae
Product: glycoside hydrolase family 128 protein
Exons: 4
Coding region: 447-1217 (256 amino acids)
Biological process (GO): fungal-type cell wall polysaccharide metabolic process
Cellular component (GO): fungal-type cell wall
Source: RefSeq, a predicted model, not a curated record